CAACGAUCGAAUUCAUCGAGAUUUUUACCCACCCGAAUAUCAAUCUUUAACAUGACGCAAUCAGAGGAUCAAAAGAGGAAGAUCGCCGACAUUGUCUCAAGCAAUGAAGGAGAGGCCGAGAAGAUUGAUCAGAUUGCUAAAGUCAGAGGCUGGUUCCGUCCAGAGGAAAACAGCGCGUACUAUCCUACAGUGCAGAAGUACCUUGAAGACGACAUCGACAUCGACACAGCAACCUCCACGCUCUUCGAACCAAUAGAUCAGAAGAUCAUCGCUCGGAAGUUGGCCGACGUAUACUUCCUGGAUCUCUGGUACUCCGUCAUUCAUGCCGCAAAGCGAAAGUCGUUUCACGAGGCUGAAGGCGAUGGCAAGUGCAACCCACAUUUCCACGCCAAAGUGGCCGACCUGGUCGCCGCCUUCCGUGACCACAAGAUCAAAGACCACGAAGAGUACAACUACCUCUACAGCUCAUUAACAGAUUUCUCAAUGGCCUGUCGUGAAAUUUACAACGAUGUGCCAGAGCCAUACGCGUCAGACAUCGAGAUCAAUGCCUGGGCAAAUGUCAACUUUUUCUACGCCCGAAUUACGGAGAAGGGCCUUCAGGACUUGAGCAUCUACGCAAUCUGGAGCAUGCGAACUGUACUCGAAAAUGAAGCCCAAGACGACGCCGAAGGCACUGCAGCACAAAAGUACAACGUCUACGUUCCUGCAGCCGCAUCCUGGAUCUUCGGCAUGGGCCGCGCUCUGUACACAAAGGAGGCUGAUCUUACGCCCACAGACCGCAAACAAGGGAACCCCGCCAAAGGCGGAGAACUAUGGAAGGGAAAAGCAGAGUUCAGCAAAGAGCGGUGGGGACUGUGGAAGGAGAGGCUAGCGGUGAUCAGCAAGAUGGAUGAGGUGUCAGAUAAGACGAAGAAUAUUGCGAGAGACGCGAUUGAGGCAAUGGAGAGGGCCGAGAGCUUCAAUUAUAACACGCAUUCGGGAUCAUAAGCUCAGAAAUCGAUAUCUUGACAGUGGUGUGGUGUGGCCUCACUGACGUACGAGGGAGGUGUAUCAAAGAGGUAAGCAUCAGUGAAAUAGUGCAGAAAUAGUUCUCAGAGACUACUAUCAGACUCGACCUGCGCUGCAGGGAAUCAAUCUCAUCGUGCAAUCCAUGAUGGAGCUCUAUCAUCCACAGCUUGCCCCCUUCCCUUUUAGUCCUGUACAGCUCUUCCCACCCCAUCAGUCCCUACGCUGGUUUCCUCCCUGCAACAAACGUUCCAACCAUAAACAG
Messenger RNA from Macroventuria anomochaeta, 1270 nucleotides. RefSeq lists its product as uncharacterized. Lineage: Eukaryota; Fungi; Ascomycota; Dothideomycetes; Pleosporales; Didymellaceae. Bases 52 to 987 code for a protein of 311 amino acids. The record is from RefSeq and is a predicted model, not a curated record. The transcript has 3 exons.